AUGUCUCUUUAUUUCUUAGAGGCGAACACCCACGUUCCAGUGACUAUUGAGUCGAUGCCAACGACUUCCACCGACGUCUCCCCGACGAAACAGCCCUGCCAGGAAAAGCCGAUAAUACAGGGUAAUGCUGAGCUUCCACCACUUUUGGUUGCUGCUGACUCACCCUUAGUUACGCCGAAGCAGCGCGCCUCGGCGCCGGAGUUACCGACAUCCCUCGACGACGAUGAGGAGGAGUACUUUUCGCAGCCGCCGUCGAGCACACUGUUUUUUUCGAAGAAGAACCUUGUUGUCGGAAUUCCCAUUGUUCUCACACCACUGCUCUAUGGUUACAACCUCGGAUUUGUUGGUCCGUACUCCACAAUUUAUGAAUAUGCGUCCGACUGCCAGCUGUAUAAAACGGAAAAGUCAUGCGAGACGCUGACUGCGACGAAGUGCCGGUGGUUCAACGCAUCGACGUACACAGGCAACACGACGUACGGUGAGGUGUGCGGGUGGUCCGACAAGACGACGUGCUUCUUAAAGUACAGCGACGAGGCGAGCUGCUUGUCAGAUUCUGUAUGCAAGUGGAGCUACUCUACCAACACCUGCAGCAACCAGGUUGGCUUCUCCUCGCUCCAGAGUGGCGUUUUUGCUGGGUCUUUGGUCAUUGGAUCCACGGUUGGCGCACUGAUGGGCGGGUACCUGACUAAGCGUCUUGACUACCGAAAGAGCUUCUUGAUUAUUGGAAUUAUCAGCAUAAUUGGCAAUGCUCUGACGCAUCUGGCAACAGGAUUGUUUCACUACUGGGUGUUGUUUGUUGCGCGUAUCGUGCUUGGCUUUCCUCUGGGUUGGCAGUCCAUCGCGUCCCCCCACUACACGGACAAGUUUGCCCCCGCUGAUCAUGCCAAGACACUCGGCACGCUGUUCCAGGUUUCGGUCUCGACAGGCAUUUUUAUCACUUCGUUCUUCGGUCUGGUGCUCGGCAACACGAUUCACUACAAUACGAACCGCAAUGCCAACACCAUGGGCCGGAUGCAAGUCCUCGUCACCGCUUCUACGGUCUUAUCAAUUUUUGUGCUUUUCCUGCCACUUAUCACGAAGGACGGCUACAGCAAGAGCAAGAGAGCGGACUACGAGGAGGAAAAGGAUGAGGAUGCUUCUAGGAAGGCGACGGAGAAGUACACCAUGAUGCAGAUGAUUGGACCCAUCCUGAACGGCGUGGCGAUGGGGUGCGUGGCACAGCUGACCGGCAUCAACGCGAACAUGAACUUCGCCCCUACUAUCAUGUCGAAUCUUGGGCUGCAACCUCUGGUUGGCAACAUCAUUGUCAUGGCGUGGAACAUGCUGGCAACGUUCUGCGUGAUUCCGCUCUCGAGGAGGUUCUCUAUGCGGACGCUGUUCCUCUUCUGCGGUUUUGUCGGCUCUCUGUGCUGCGUCUUCCUCGGCGGCAUUCCGGUGUACCCUGGCGUAACGAAGUCUGACGAGGCAGUGAGCGGCAUUGCCAUUACUGGGAUUGCCAUCUUCAUUGCUCUUUACGAGAUGGGCGUGGGCCCAUGCUUCUACGUUCUCGCAGUGGAUGUCUUCCCUGAGUCGUUCCGGCCGAUCGGCUCGUCGAUCACGGUGGGUGUGAUGUUCAUUUUCAAUCUGAUCAUCAACAUUUGCUACCCAAUAGCGACGGAGGGCAUCUCUGGUGGUCCGUCAGGGAACCAGAACAGGGGCCAGGCUGUCGCGUUCAUCUUCUUUGGCUGCAUCGGCGUCGUGGCUUGUGUCAUCGAGUAUUUCUUCCUGCAGCCAUGGGGGGAGCCAGGGGCUAAGAUGGCGGAUAACUUUGACGGAGUGGCUAUACGGGAGGGCGACACGACUGAGGUAGCCUAG
This is a messenger RNA of Leishmania braziliensis MHOM/BR/75/M2904, 1854 nucleotides long. RefSeq names its product putative glucose transporter/membrane transporter D2. The transcript has a single exon. The record is from RefSeq and is a predicted model, not a curated record. The coding region runs from base 1 to 1854 and encodes 617 amino acids. Gene Ontology annotation, biological process: monosaccharide transmembrane transport. Gene Ontology annotation, molecular function: hexose transmembrane transporter activity. Lineage: Eukaryota; Euglenozoa; Kinetoplastea; Trypanosomatida; Trypanosomatidae. Gene Ontology annotation, cellular component: membrane.